CAACCAAUGCUAUGCUGUCCCAUUUGGCACUUCAGCUAUCCCGCCUGGUACUCUUGGCUGGCCUCCAUUUUACUGACCCUCGUCAUUUCUCUGAGAUCCGUUGGUGUUGAUAUCCGAUAUUCUUUUUCUCUGUCUCAAACCUUUUGCUUCGCUUCGUGCCUCACUUAAUCCCAUUCCGCGUCUAGAAAUGUCUUGUUAAUCAAAAGCCGUCCGAAGUGCUAGCGUUGUAGCUAUGAUUUAAGGCCUGGCCGCAGGCACACAGACGGAAAAUGGCGACAGCAGUUCGCAUUUGCGUGUGCGGCGACGAGGGCACCGGCAAGUCCAGCCUGAUCGCGUCGCUGGUCAAGGAUGUCUUCGUUGCGAGCAAGAUCCAGCCCGUCCUCCCCCAAAUCACGAUCCCGCCAAACAUCGGCACCCCCGAAAAUGUAGUCACUACCAUCGUCGAUACCUCGGCUCGCCCGCAGGACCGCACAACUCUGCGCAAGGAGAUUCGGAAGUCGAACGUCAUUAUGCUUGUCUACUCGGACCACUACAGCUAUGAGAGGGUUGCGCUCUUUUGGAUGCCAUAUUUCCGGUCCCUUGGGGUUAACGUCCCCGUAGUUUUGUGCGCAAACAAGUCGGAUCUUGCCCGCGAGGCCAGCCAAGGAGGAGAUGGCGGCUUCACCCAGGUUGCGGAUGAGGAGAUGCUCCCAGUCAUGGCCGAGUUCCGGGAGAUCGACUCGUGUGUGCGCUCGAGUGCCAAGGAGCAUAGGAACGUUGUCGAGGCCUUCUUUCUCUGUCAAAAGGCGGUGACACAUCCGAUCGCCCCGCUAUACGAUUACAAGGAGGCUAAGCUGAAGCCUGCCUGCAUUAAUGCGCUGAAGAGGAUAUUCUACCUCAGCGACAAGGACCAGGACGGCUAUCUAAACGAUAGGGAGAUGCAUGAGUUCCAGGCCAGAUCGUUUGAUAAGCCUUUGAAGCCGGAGGAGUUGGAGAACAUCAAGACUACGAUUGCAAAAGCAAUUCCUGGGUCGAGGAUUGACCUGGGUGUGGAUCUGCCCGGAUUUUUGCAGUUGAAUAAGCUGUACGCAGAAAAGGGCCGCCACGAGACUAUCUGGACAAUUUUGCGCCAGUACCACUACACGGACAGCUUGAGCUUACAGGAUAGCUUCCUGCAUCCAAAGUUUGACGUCCCGGAGUAUGCCUCGGCCGAGCUGAGCCCUGCCGGUUACCGAUUCUUUGUGGAUCUGUUCCUACUUUUUGACAAGGACAACGAUGGAGGACUUAAUGAUGCGGAGUUGGCGGCAAUGUUCGCACCUACCCCUGGACUGCCCCAUUCAUGGUCAGAAACAUCGUUCCCUUCCUCCACUGUCAGGAACGAGGCCGGUCAUAUUACGCUACAGGGAUGGUUGGCACAAUGGAGCAUGACUACCUUUGUUGAGCCCAAGACCACACUCGAGUACUUAGCAUACUUGGGCUUUGAGCCCCCAACUCCAAGGGACACCAUUACGGCCGCCUUGAAGAUCACUAAGCCACGGAAGAGGAGAAGAAAGCCGGGGCGGGUAGAGCGCAACGUAGUCCUGUGCUAUAUCAUUGGAGCCUCAGGUGCAGGGAAAUCCUCGCUCCUAGAUGCGUUCCUAAACAGGCCUUUUGAACCUCUUUACCACCCUACUAUCAAGCCUAGGCGGGCCGUCAACAGCGUAGAGCUCCAGGGCGGUAAGCAAUGCUACUUGAUCCUUGAGGAGCUCGGAGAGUUGGAGCCAGCGAUCCUGGAGAACCAGGCCAAGUUGGAUGCAUGUGACCUCAUCUGUUACGCAUACGACUCUUCGGACCCAGACUCCUUCUCGCACAUCGAGAACCUCCGACGGCGUCACCCACAGCUGGACGAUCUGCCGGCCAUCUACACAGCGCUCAAGGCAGACAGAGACAAGACGACUCAGCGCAGCGAGCUGCAACCGGACGCAUAUACGUCGAGCCUCAAUAUGAGCACUCCACUUCACGUCAGUGUUACGUGGAGUAGCAUCAGCGAGCUCUUUGUCGCUCUCGCCGAGGCCGCGACGAACCCCAGCACUGCCUUCCCCAAGAGCGAGGAGCCGCCGGCGGACCGGACGAGCCUGUAUGUUGCUCUUGGGGCAACGGCGUGCGCCGCGGCGGCGGCAUUCAUGAUCUGGCGUCGGUCAACAAAUUCCCUGUAGGGUGACGAGCUGGCUGUUGUGGGAAGGGUGUCAGCUGUUUUUCUAUCCUCUACUCUUGUUUCGUGGCAAAGCAUAGGCGUCAAGGGGUGAGCGGCCACCCUAGUGUUUGGAUUUGGAUUUUUUUUCAUUUGCUUUUUUUUUUUUUUACAAGGUGGAACUUGGUCUCUUGUUCUCUUCGGCCCGGUUAGUACAAGCAUAUAGACCAGACACCCGCUUCGUGCUACCGGUCUUGAUACCCCGCUCAGUGCUGCUAUCAUUCCUUGUUUAAUGCUUCUAAUAUAAGACCAUGUGCACCGA
Molecule: messenger RNA, 2471 nt
Organism: Pyricularia oryzae 70-15
Lineage: Eukaryota; Fungi; Ascomycota; Sordariomycetes; Magnaporthales; Pyriculariaceae
Product: mitochondrial Rho GTPase 1
Exons: 2
Coding region: 270-2174 (634 amino acids)
Biological process (GO): small GTPase-mediated signal transduction; regulation of mitochondrion organization; mitochondrion organization
Cellular component (GO): mitochondrial outer membrane
Molecular function (GO): GTP binding; GTPase activity; calcium ion binding
Source: RefSeq, a predicted model, not a curated record